This is a messenger RNA of Clupea harengus (Atlantic herring), 3733 nucleotides long. Its product is annotated as CUGBP Elav-like family member 4. The record is from RefSeq and is a predicted model, not a curated record. Lineage: Eukaryota; Metazoa; Chordata; Actinopteri; Clupeiformes; Clupeidae. Gene Ontology annotation, molecular function: RNA binding.
AUGAACCGGCCGAUACAGGUGAAGCCAGCCGACAGCGAAGGACGAGGAGAAGACAGGAAGCUGUUUGUGGGGAUGCUGGGCAAGCAGCAGAGUGAGGAGGAUGUGCGGCGGCUCUUCGAGACCUUCGGCCAGAUUGAGGAGUGCACUGUCCUCCGGGGGCCGGACGGGGCCAGUAAGGGGUGUGCUUUUGUGAAGUUCUCCAGCCACGCAGAGGCCCAGGCAGCUAUCAACAGUCUACAUGGGGGACAGACUAUGCCAGGGGCGUCCUCCAGCCUGGUGGUGAAGUUCGCCGACACGGACAAGGAGCGCACCCUGCGCCGGAUGCACCAGAUGGCGGGCCAGCUCGGCAUCUUCAGCCCCAUGACCAUCCAGUUCGGAGCGUACGGCGCCUACACUCACGCUGUCAGUCCCAGCUCUCAGCAGCAGAUGAUGCAGCAGCAGGCAGCCCUCAUGGCGGCGACCCAGGGAUCCUACCUGAGCCCCAUGGCCAUCGCCGCUGCGCAGAUGCAGCAAAUGGCAGCUUUUAAUGUCAACGGUCUGGUGGCGACACCCAUGACUCCCUCCUCAGGCACCAGCACCCCCCCGGGCAUAGGUGGCAUAGGUGGCACUGGCGUGCCCAGCAUCGCAGCCCCCCUCGGGAUGAACGGCUUCAGUGCCCUCCCCCCCCAGAGCAACGGCCAGCCCGCCUCGGAGGCCAUCUACACCAAUGGCAUCCACCCUUAUCCAGGUGAGCCCCUCUACACCAACGGCAUCCACCCGUACCCAGCACAGAGUCCCACAGUGACAGACCCUCUCCAGCAGGCUUAUGCCGGGGUGCAGCACUACGCAGCAGCCUAUCCAACCGCCUAUGCGCCGAUCAGCCAAGCGUUUCCCCAGCAGCCAGCCAUCAUUCCCCAGCAACAGAGAGAAGGACCUGAAGGUUGCAACCUGUUCAUCUACCACCUGCCCCAGGAGUUUGGCGACGCCGAGCUCAUGCAGAUGUUCCUGCCCUUCGGGAACGUCAUCUCCGCCAAGGUCUUCGUCGACCGAGCGACCAAUCAGAGCAAGUGUUUUGGCUUCGUCAGCUUUGACAACCCCUCCAGUGCCCAGGCAGCCAUCCAGGCCAUGAACGGCUUCCAGAUUGGCAUGAAGAGGCUGAAAGUGCAGCUCAAGCGGCCGAAGGAUGCCAACCGACCCUACUGACCCUCACGCCACAUCCACUUACUAGGAUGAAGGGCCGCACCUCCUUAUUUCCACAAGUGCAGUAUAAGUACAAGACCUUUCGCUCUGCUACAUAUCACAAGAGAAGGGUGGUCCCUUGACUCUACGGGGAAGAUUUAAAAAAACAGACGACUGAGAUGGAGAGAAGGAAGGAACACGGAGAUUCUUUUCUUGGCAGUUUUCUCUUUCUUUUCUUUUCUUUUCUUUCUUUCCCCCCUGGUUUGCUUUGGCGUCUACGAAAGAGGAUUUUUUGCAGAGACCAAAUUUUUGCUGCUGUUUUUUAGAAAGGAGGAGAAUCUUUAUAGACACAUUAUGCUCAAAGCAUGCAUUCUAACAGAUAUAGAGUCACACAUACACACACACACACACACACACACACACACACACACACAGAGUCAGAAAUCCCACUUACAAACUAAUACACAAACACAGACAUGUGACAUCACAAUUUGCACAGCGUAUUUUCAAAGCUGCACAUAUAUGAACACCUGUGUGUGUCAGUGUAUAAAUAAACAGAAACAGCACAUACAAUGUACAGAUCACACACACACACACACACACACACACACACACACACACACACACACACACACCAGCCUGCUGCCAUUUUGGUUUUUGUGCCUACACAGGUGUCAGCUCUGCCCCAGGGCUCGCUCUGGAUCGCCAGGAAAGACAAGCGGAGAAUCCAGGAGAAUUUACAUGCAUCAUUCCUUAGGAUAUAGGGACCAAAGGACUACAAAAACGCUUUUUAAAAAGAAAAUAUAAAUAUAUGAAUACAAAUAUAUAUAUAAAUAUAUAUAUAUAUUUAAAAACUCUUACCUUGUAGCUGCAAGUAUUCCAGUUUAGUAGUAGUCGAGAGAAAAUCAUUAAUUCAGUAUCCAGUAGCCUAAUUAAGGUUAAAAAAAGAGAAAAAAAGUAUGUAUUUAAGACAAACAUGAAGUGGAGCUGUGAUAGGUUGUUCUGGUAGCUGUUUUUUUGCACCAGGUAGUAGAUUAGGGGGAACAAAUGUAGAUUAGAAAUGUAGAUUUGCUAAUUUUGCUGUACUUUUUAUUUUAUUUUAUUUUUGUUUUCUAAAGUUAAAAACAUAAUAAUACUUGAACACUUGAAAAGGACAAAUGAAACAAACCUGUUUAAGUUAAGAAGCUUACCAGUUUUCAUCCUACAAGACAGCAAGCAUCUGCUGUUCGGCCGCUGGAUAGAUAACUUGACUAAGUCCACACGCCAGAAGACAGACACACAGCCUAUGAAGGAAGAAUUUGAGAAAAAGGACAAAAAAGAUGAACCUAAAUGAAAACAAACUGAAAGACCUUCUAGAUGUCUGGAACCUUCUAGAACCUUCUAGAUGUCUGUACUGGACGGGGUGCGGGCUUCCCACAAGGCCUCUGAGUUCAAGCGACAAUCCACUGCAAAGACCAGGCGAAAUGGACACGUUGUCUUUUCUUUUGCUUCAGUCCUUUUCUUUGAGCUCCUCCUUGAGCGGUUUUGUACUACGUCAAGGAGAGUGUUGUUAAGAGACUGGCCCUAGGACGGCACUGGGUUUGGACUUAAUCAGAGCACAUGGAGGACAAGAACACAACAGGUGGAUAAACUGUUCAAACUGCCUGAUGAGUGGGCUCCUCGUCGUCAUCAUCAUGAACGUAUCCAUAUGCUGAGUGAAAAAUACAAAUAAUACAAUAAAAAAAAACUAUAAAAAAUAACAGGUAUGACACAUAUAAGGCACACUUAAGUACACAAGGACAUUUGGAGCAGCUGAUGCCAUUGCAAAACCCACACACUCUAUAGGUACUUACCCUACUGAAAUACCCAGAGCAUCCCACACGCUCUAGAGGGACUUACCCUACUGAAAUACCCAGAGCAUCCCACACGCUCUAGAGGGACUUACCCUCCUGAAAUACCCAGAGCGCCCCUACCAAGCUGUGCCAUAUGCACCAUGCAAGACAUAUUCGGUCCGAGGCGAAAAAAAAAAAAAAAAGAGAGACAAAGCUUUUAGUAUUAUUUGAGCUGACUAGAGUGAACCGAUGUAUGCCGCCUGUUAAACCUGCUCUCCAGCCCUCCGUCCUUCUUGAGGAGAAAACCCCACUGUCUCACCAUGAUGCAGCCUGAACUUUAGCCAUUCCCAGCCCUACACCUACAGCCCUGCCUUGCCUUACCCUGCCCCUACCCUACCAUGCCCUACCCGACCCCUCUAUUCACAACCAAUACAUUCCAAGCAGAACUCAGCUGUCAUCCCUUAAAAAGUGACUUUGUUUGACCUUGCCGAACCCUCGUGCCCCCCCCCCCCCCCCAUGUUUGAGCAAUUUUGUUGCCAACGAUGAUGGAUGUCAGCCUGCCGGGCACUAAAUCAGUAUCUUUUUUUCCCUUUGUGUGUUGUUUAUUCAGCUAAAGAGUUUUGAAAGAAAAGAAAAAAAAAACACAGUCUGUCUGUUCCAAAGGUUUGCUUCUCAGUUUGUGUGCAGAUACGCUCAAGCACUUGUCCCCUUUUUUCCUGAAGUCUGCUGAAAGCCAGAGAGAAAAGAUUAAAAGUUAAAACAGA